AUGCCUUCGGAAGCCACAUACAGAUUUGAGCAGGCCAAGACUGCCCGUGCAGUAUGCCGCAACACAGCUUGCAAGAAAGCUGAAAUCAAGAUUCAGAAAGGCGAAUUGCGCAUGGGAACACUUGUCACCAUCAAGGACCACACGUCCUGGCACUGGAAGCACUGGGGCUGUGUCACGCCACUUCAGAUUGAAAAUCUGCAGUACAUGCUUGAGGGCUUAGAUCUCGAGAAAGACGAUGAGAUGGAAGUCAUCGACGGUUGGGAGGACCUGACUCCUGAGAACCAAGAGAAGCUCCGUCAGGCUAUCAGAGUUGGACACAUUGAUGAUUCGGAAUGGAGGGGUGACCCCGAAUUCAACCGACCGGGUAUGAAGGGCAUCAACCGUCGUACUCCCAAGAAGUCGCCCACCAAAGAAGACGCGACAGAGGAAGCCGUCGGUCCCACGUCACCCACCAAGACCAAGUCGCGGAAGCGCAAGGCUGGCGAUAACGGCGACAAUGCAGAGCUCGCCCCGAAGUCGGGCAAGAGCAAGAAGCUCAAGGUCGAAGAUGAAGAUGAGUUGAACGACAACGAGCCCGUCCCAGUAAGAAAGUCCAGAGGCAAGAAGGCCAAAGCCGAGGGAGACGAUUCCGCUCCAGCCGCGAUCAGACCUGCUCCGGCGAAGAAGGGAAGGUCGAAGAAGGUCAAAGCCGAAGAAGACUCAGGCGACGACGAGCCUCUUGCUCCGGCCAAGAAGACGCAAGCAAGGGGCAAGAAGGUCAAGCCCGCCGAUGAUUCCGAUGAUGUCGAACCCGUUCCGGUGAAGAAGCCCAGAGGCAAGAAGGCUAAGGUCAAGGCCGAGUCUGACUCCGAGGAGGAUGCCGAGAUGGAAGAUGAGGCGCCAGCCCCUGCCAAGAAGAGUAAGAAGGUCAAGGACCAGAAGUCUGAGGCUGUCGUCAAGAAGGGACGUGCUCGGAAGGUCAAAGAGUAG
Cyphellophora europaea CBS 101466 is the source of this 969-nucleotide messenger RNA. RefSeq lists its product as uncharacterized. The transcript is spliced from 4 exons. The coding region runs from base 1 to 969 and encodes 322 amino acids. The record is from RefSeq and is a predicted model, not a curated record. NCBI's taxonomy places the organism in Eukaryota, Fungi, Ascomycota, Eurotiomycetes, Chaetothyriales, Cyphellophoraceae. Gene Ontology annotation, molecular function: DNA binding; zinc ion binding.